UAACAUCAAGAAAAACAAAUAAAUCAAUCUUCACAAAAUGGUUAAACACCUCUCUUUCACAGCCUUUCUCCAAUGUACCAUUCUUUCCAUUCUUCUUGCAGCCCUCACGGUUUGCUCUAAUGAUGCGACGCCAAUCCCUCCGGAUAAAUCCCAAGUACAAAGUUGGUUUGCUGCCCAUGUCAAGCCACUCGCAAGCCGCAAGGGCACCCUAAAUAGCACCCUCGAAGCAGCCGAAGCUAAACCAAAGACCAUUAAGGUUAGACAAGAUGGAAGUGGAAACUUCAAGACUAUAACGGAUGCUGUUAACAGCGUCCCAGCGAAAAAUGCGCAACGUGUGAUUAUAGAUAUCGGACCUGGAGUUUAUACUGAAAAAGUCACGAUUCCAAGAGAGAAACCCUUCAUUACAUUUCGUGGACCACCUAAAAUGGCAACCUUACAAUUUGGUGGUACAGCUGCUAAAUAUGGAACAGUUUAUAGUGCUACAUUACAAGUGGAGUCUGAGUUUUUUGUGGCAGCAAAUCUCAUUAUUAAGAAUACUGCACCACAGCCUGAUGGGAAAAGAAAAGGAGCCCAAGCGGUAGCUCUAAGGACUGGUGCCAGCAUGCAAGCUUUUUAUAAUGUAAGACUGCUUGGAUUUCAAGACACACUGUGUGACGAUAAAGGUUUUCAUUUCUUCAAGGAUUGUUACAUCGAAGGCACUGUCGAUUUCAUUUUCGGAAGUGGGAAAUCCAUUUAUCUGAAUACACAGUUAUAUGUGCUCGAAGAGAAAGAUGCUCAGAUCAUAACAGCACAAGCAAGGGAAAAAGAAGGAGAAGAUAUUGGGUACUCAUUUGUUCAUUGUGACAUUAAGGGAGUAGGAAAUAGAGCAUUCUUGGGCCGAGCAUGGAUGGCUAUGCCUAGGGUGGUGUUUGCUUAUUCUAGUAUGAGCUCGGUUGUCCAUCCAGAAGGAUGGUCUAAUAAUAACCAUCCAGAACGUGAAAAGAAUCUUUAUUUUGGAGAAUUCAAGAACACUGGACCAGGAUCAAAUCCAAAAGGGCGUGCUAAAUUUAGCAAGCAGCUAAGUUUUGAAGAAGCCAAACCCUUCCUUACUCUUGGCUUUAUCAAGGGUUCUAGUUGGUUGCUUCCUCCUCCAUAGAUAUAAAGAGUUUAUUCAUAAAUAUAUAUACACACACUAUACAAUAAGGACAAGAUGUCUGCAAAUCUCAUGCACUAAUUCCAAUUUUUUGCUCUUGUGUUUUCCUGAGUUUAUACCUUGUAAGCAAACAAGAUUGCUCGAAUAAAUACAAAUCUGGUGUUGAAUAUAUUUUCCUUUUGUAAAUGUACAAUGUUGACAAGUUUUUAUA
This is a messenger RNA of Jatropha curcas, 1343 nucleotides long. RefSeq names its product putative pectinesterase 63. Gene Ontology annotation, molecular function: pectinesterase activity. The record is from RefSeq and is a predicted model, not a curated record. Gene Ontology annotation, biological process: cell wall modification; pectin catabolic process. NCBI's taxonomy places the organism in Eukaryota, Viridiplantae, Streptophyta, Magnoliopsida, Malpighiales, Euphorbiaceae.